Molecule: messenger RNA, 365 nt
Organism: Racocetra persica
Lineage: Eukaryota; Fungi; Glomeromycota; Glomeromycetes; Diversisporales; Gigasporaceae
Source: the annotation of a GenBank genome assembly
AAAAGGCUCUUAGUAUUUGGGUUAACCAAGUAAUAGUAUCAGAGUUAUCAGUUUCAGAAGCUUUAAUUUCUGAAAAGGCUCAUUAUUUUGCGACGAUUAUGGGUAUAUCUGAAGAAAAUAUGAAAUUUUCUAACGGUUGGUUAAAUGGAUUCAAACAAAAAAAUAAUUUAAAGGUGCAUAAAAUACACGGAGAGGCCAAUGAUACGCCACUUGAAUUAUUACCAAAUAUGCGAGCCGAAUUAAAAACUUUAAUUGCAAAGUAUCGACCUGAAGAUAUAUUUAACACUGAUGAGACAGGUUUAUUUUUUAGAAUAGAAUCUAAUCAAACCUUAUCAUCUGGCCCCGUCACUAGAAAAAAAAGGUGA